AUGCAUGGCUCGACGACAGCGUUCAUGAUGUUUUUCUCCGUGCUAUUAACCCUGGCAUCAGUCAUAGCGGCACAUAAUGAGGUCGUUACCGAUGACGCAUGCCUACAGAUAGCCCGUUCAUAUGAAAUUUGGACCAAGAGUGGCGGCCAUGGAGACUUCUCCAACAUCCCAGGACAAACGGCAUAUGACUGUCUGAUGUCCAUGCCCUUUGACUCUGAGCGCGCAGUCAAGUUUUUGGAUGAGUACCUGAAAUAUCUCCAGUUCCAGUCGACUCUAGAUAGUCUCAAACAUCCGCCAUCCGGCUACAAGACACCCUCCAUAGAUCUUCUCAAAGGUUUCGACAAGAUUCGACAAAAAGCUGAGAAAAGUAUCUACAAAAGUCAAUACGAAUUCGACAACGACAUCAAGUCCCUCAUCCACCGAGCAAACGAAGGCCAUUUAGAAAUCAAUCUCUGCUCCCAGCAAAUCUUCCACUUCCAACGCAGCCCGCCUCUGGUAUCCAUCUCAUCAGACGGCCUCGAGUUACCCAAAAUCUACACAUGGAACGACGCCAAGUUGUUGUAUUCCGGAGUUCCAAACACACAAGUAUCCCACCUAGUCGCAAUCAACUCCAUCGACGCCGCUUACUUCCUCCAAGCCCACCUCGCCCUCACCUUCCAAUAUCACGACCCCGACGCCCGCUACAACCACCUCUUUCCCUCCCCGACCAACCAAUACACCGGUCUUUUUACCGGAGGCGGCUGGCAAAGCUACCAAGGUCUCUGGCCAGGAUCCGCCCACUACCUCCUCAAAUUCCACAACGGCACCACAAUCCAAAUAAACACAACCGUCACCUGGCCCGCCACCAACGGACCCAUGAACUACACCGACGGACAAACGCUAUUCCAAGCCGCUUGUCUACCAGACUACGCUCCCUCUCUUUCAAGCUUCUCCCACUCACCCAUUGCACCACCCUCUCCACAUUUUAACGAUAAUAACAACAACCCCCUACCAAGCACAGAGGGAAUCUACCCCACCCCUAUCAUCCGCACCCACCAGAACUCGUUAAGAGGGUACUACCUCAACGACGACACCGCAAUCUUACAAAUCCCUACAUUCCAACACACAGCCGGCAUCACCUUUUCGCAAACAGCACAAGACUUCCUCACCCUUGCCGCUAACCGGGACAACAAAACCAAGUUGAUUUUAGAUCUAAGCGGCAAUCCCGGAGGGGAUGUGAUUCCCGGCUUGAAUAUCUUCAGUAUCUUGUUUCCGGAUCUCAAAAUCCGUACGGCUACGCGGUUUCGGGCGACUGAGAUAGUGAACCUUGUGGGUAAGGUGUUUAGUGAGGUUUAUGAUACCACUAGGGGAAGAGUUACAAAUUUGAAAGAGGAGGAGGAGGAGGAGGAGGUGCCGAUUGAUCCACCUUUUAUGGCGAGCGUGGCUGUUAGACCGGAUCAGAAGACUAGGUUUGCGGGGUGGGAAGAGAUUUUUGGGCCGGACGAAGUAGAAGGAGGGGGAGGGAAUAUGUCGAGAUUACUUGCGCAUUUUGAUUUUGAGCUGGCUUCGACGGAGACGGAUCCGGUGUUUGGGUAUGGGCCUUUUAGGGAGAUGGGUAAAGGGGGAAGAAAGAGGCCGUUUAAAGCGGAGGAUAUCGUUGUUAUAACAAACGGCGAAUGCGCAUCCACCUGCGCCCUCCUCAUCUCCCUCCUCCGUCGCCAAGGCAAAGUCCGCACCCUCGUCUUUGGCGGCCGUCCCCGACAUGCACCCAUGCAAGCCGUGGGAGGCGUCAAAGGCGGACAGUAUUGGUCUCUCAAAACCAUUUACCGUCAUGUUUCGCGGGCUGUGGAGUUGGCUAUGGGUACCUCUACUUCUACUACUAUCCUCACUGAAGAGGAGUUGCAAAGACUGAAGGAGUUGGCGCCUGCUGAUCCUGAUCCCAGAGCUGCUGUGGGCACCGGUGGGUUCCCGCUGAGGAUGGGCUGGAAAGGAGAGGGAGGGGUGAAUUUUAGGGAUCUGUAUUACCUUGAUGACGACGGAGAUGAAGAGAACAGUGAGGUGGUAAAGGUGAAGGGGAAAAGUAUAGGGACGGUUCCGGCGCAGUUUAUUUACGAACCAGCCGAGUGUCGGCGGUUCUUUACGGUGGAAAUGAUGUUUAGGCCGGCCAGGAUGUGGGAGGUGGCGAGGGAGGUCAUGUUUGGGAGUGGUGAGUGUGUUAAAGGUUCGGAAACUAGCUCUAGGAGUGGAGGGGAGGGGAAGAGGCCAAGCCUCUUCUACUUCCGGCGUGGGGUGGCCCCGGUAAGGGGAGGGCUGCAUGAGGUGGUUCUGGUCGGUGAAUUCUACAUAUUACCGACUACUCAACUACCCAUCGUUGAUGGACAAUCGUAUGUAUCUAGCGCUGGCGGCGUGGUCGUUGCGCCAAAUUUCCCCUUUGACGUUGGCAGCAGCUCUCUGCAUGCAGAGAAUCUUGAGGAGGAGGAGGAGGAGGAGGAGGAGGAUGACUUGGUAAUCGCUCCAUCCGAACUUGGAUCAGAGUCCGAUGCCUUCAUCAAAGAAAAUAACCGAAGGUCAUCCUCUCCUACCUCCCCUCUAGAGACGGACCAUGGUCGAGAGGACGCCGAGGUUGGACAUCUUCCAAGCGAAGAUGACGAGGGGAUCGAUCCUCGACUCAGGAACUAUCCCAUUCCCCUCGUAGCCAAGACAGUCGACCUACACAACGAUGAAACCGAACCCCUCCUAACCAUCCGCUUCUGGAUCCUCUCCACCCUCUGGGUCAUCAUCGGCUGCUCCGUCUCCUCCGUCUACUACUUCAAGCCCUACUCCGUUCGUCUCUCCGGCUACGUCGUGCAACUACUCUCGUGGGGGAUGGGCGCACUCAUGGCGCGUUACUUCCCACAGAAGCAAUAUACUCUCACGUUACCUAUUCUUCAUAAAGAAAUUGCAUUCAACCUCAACCCCGGCCCCUGGAACCCCAAAGAACACGCCCUCGUCAUCGUCGCCUACUGGGGCAGCACCUACACCGCCUACGGCCUCGGCCCGCUCUCCGCCAUGGAGCUCUACUACGACAAGCGCAUGAGCGGGCCGUGGGCUGUUUUGUUUCUCAUGACCACGCAGCUGAUGGGGUACGGCUUUGCGGGCUUAUACCGGGACGUCUUGGUUCGGCCGCCGGGCAUGUACUACCCUGGCGUGCUCCCGAACGUGACGCUGUUCAACGCCAUGCAUCGACACCCGUCCGUGACCAAGAAGUCACUGGGGUUUUUCGGGGUGGUGGCGACGGUGGCGUUUGUGUACCAGUGGUUGCCGGGGUUCGUGAUGCCUUUGUUGGCUUCGCUGCCGGUGGUUUGUUGGAUGGGAUUGGGAAAGAAGGCGGCUUUUGUGUUGGGGAGCGGAACGUAUGGGUUUGGACUGCUGGACUUUUCGCUGGAUUGGAAUUAUGCUUCGUUUUUGACCCCGCUUUAUACGCCUUUGUGGGCGACGGUGAAUCGGUUUGUGGGAGCCGCCGUGGUGAUUUGGGUUGUGUAUCCCUUGGCCUAUUUCUUGAAUGUCAAUGGGGCUCAGCAGUUUGCGCCGAUGAGCUCGGGGACGUGGGAUGCCGAGGGGAAUCGGUACAAUAUCUCGCGCAUCUUGACGCCGACGUAUGAGCUGAACCGGACCGCGCUGGAGGAGUAUUCUCCGCCGUAUUGGUCGUUCAGUUACGCCAUGCACUUCUUUUGGGGGUUCGCUGCGUCGACGGCCGUGUUGACGUAUGCUGUCAUGUUUCAUGGGCGUCAAUCUUGGGAGACCCUUCGAAGCUCGCUGCAAACCAUCAGCAAUCCCUUUGCAAAGAAGAAGAAGAAUGUUCAACAACACCGGGCCGAGUUUGACGACCCCUACCUCAAGCUUACCGCCCACCUCCCCCGCGUGCCGCACUGGUGGUAUCUCGCCCUCCUCUUUUUCUGCUUGGUGAUUGCCAUUGCCCAGCUCUCGGGCGGGGACAUGCAGCUCCCCUGGUGGGGUCUCCUCCUCAUCACGGCCAUCUCCGCCCUCUUCACGUUCCCCAGUGGCAUUCUCUUUGGCUUUACCAACGUGCAAAUCGGCAUGGACUACCUCUCCGAGCUGCUGGCCGGGUUCCUGUUCCCCGGCAAGCCCAUCGCCGUGCUCACGUGCACUGUGUACGGCCGGCAGAUCCUCGAGCAGUGCCUCAACCUGGUCAGCGACAUCAAGUUCGGUUUCUACAUGAAGAUCCCCGAGCGCGAGCUGUUUGUGGCGCAGGUAUACGGGACGUUGUUGGGCCCGUUUGUCAACUGGGCUUGUAUGCGGCUGAUCAUCGACACGCAGGGGCCGAAGCUGACGGGCGAGGUGGUGUCGGGGACGACGUGGAACGCUUUGAAGACCAAGAACUUCUUUUCGCUCUCGGUGAUUUGGGGCGUGCUGGGUCCGCAGGUGUUCUUUGGGGGCGCGUCGCCGUAUCGGUGGGUGUACUGGGGAUUUGUCGUGGGACCGCUGGCGGUGAUGCUGCUGUGGCUUGUACAACACAGACUGGCGAGGCCCAAGUGGGGGAAGGUCGCGAGCGUGGUCAAUCCGGUGGUGAUGCUGAACGGGGCAACGCUGUUUCCCAUCUAUCCGACGACGAACCUGACGACAUCGGCGCUGGUGGCGGUGGUGUUUAUGGGAUACGUGUACAGAUACCACCCGGUGUGGUUCCGCAAGUACAAUUAUCUGCUCGGGGCUGGGUUGGACUGUGGCGCGCAACUGGUGCAGAUGGCCAUGAUCUUGGUGGUGGACUUGCCCAAUGUGACCAUGCCGCACUGGUGGGGGAAUGAUGCCGUCGCGGUCGACAAGUGUUAUCCUAUUUGACUGUGGAAUUGGUGGUUGUAGGAGGAAG
Neurospora tetrasperma FGSC 2508 is the source of this 4843-nucleotide messenger RNA. RefSeq lists its product as uncharacterized. Gene Ontology annotation, molecular function: serine-type peptidase activity; oligopeptide transmembrane transporter activity. The record is from RefSeq and is a predicted model, not a curated record. Gene Ontology annotation, biological process: proteolysis; transmembrane transport. The transcript has 8 exons. The coding region runs from base 1 to 4815 and encodes 1604 amino acids. NCBI's taxonomy places the organism in Eukaryota, Fungi, Ascomycota, Sordariomycetes, Sordariales, Sordariaceae.